Messenger RNA from Paraglomus brasilianum, 1107 nucleotides. The record is from the annotation of a GenBank genome assembly. Lineage: Eukaryota; Fungi; Glomeromycota; Glomeromycetes; Paraglomerales; Paraglomeraceae.
AUGAAUCCUGUAAUACAGAAAUAUUUGGAGGAAGUGGAGUUGUUGAAAUCAUCGAUAGCUCUUAAAAAGGCCUCUCAAACAAAACGACGAGAUCAUCCAAUUGGAAUUUAUUAUGAUGAAGACGGAAAGCCUCAAUUACAGCUUCCAUCUCCACCCGACGAGCCAACUCCAACAGACUGCUGCAGUAACGGUUGUACUCCAUGUGUCUUUGAUGUAUAUCGCGAAGAAUUGCAAGCUCAUAAUGAACAGGUUGACAUGCUGAGAAAAGAGUAUACCAAAAUAUGCAAGAACGACAACUCAAUUGUGGAUCUCGAAUCACUAAGACUACCCUUGCGGAACUCGGCUGCUGAUAAAGUCACUAGCCGAAAACAAUACAUCGGAUAUAAAGUUCUUGAGAAAUCUCAGAUAAGUCACGACACUAUCUUAAUUGUCGGGAAGGUACCAUUAUCUAGUAGCAGAGAGCAAAGAAGUCUUGGAAUCGAGGAUGGAGAGCAUGUGCUAAUAAGGAUGAAACUUGGCAACGAGACAAUCACAAAAGCUUUUACGCCAAUUACUCAUCCAUCUGUGUUGGGUGAAUUUCAUCUUAUGGUGAAGCUUUAUAACGAUCAUAAGCCAUCUGAAUAUUUGAAGUCACUGCGCGUUAAUGAUUUAAUAUAUAUGAGGGGUCCCAUAAUGAGUGGAUUUAAACACACUAAUAACUCUAAUGAACAAAUUGUCAUGCUCGCGGCUGGUUCAGGCAUUACCCCAAUGUAUCAAAUUAUCCUUAAACAAUCAACAAUCCCUACAACUGAGAGAACAGCCAUUCAUCUUGUAUAUGUCAAUCGGACUGAACACGAUAUAUGGUUGAAAAGUGAAUUGGAUAAACAAAAUGAAGAGGAUUAUCUAACAACCGAUUAUGUGUUGACACGGACCGAGCAUAUAAAUAACGAUGGUAGAUACAUCCGCGGUAAACUAAACAGAGAACUGCUCUAUACACUCCUUGACAGAAUAAAGAGAUGCGACAAAUGUCAAAUACUAAUAUGCGGCCCUCGUUCAUUUAAUGCUGAUAUGAAGUCACACAUGGAAAACAUUGGCUAUGGAGAAGGGAAUAUAUUCUGCUACGAAUAA